AUGGAAACCAUUAUUAAUACAAACAUCGAAAUAUCCGAACCAUCAUCAUCCUUCGAAUCGAUCACGAAGUUAAUCGCUAUGCACCGAAAGGCACUACGGAACGCCUCCAGGUGCCACAUUCCGUUUCGAGAUCAGGACGAGUUCAGUGCAAAAUUGACCACGAAAGUAGCAAACGUACCAGUUUCGUCGUCCGAGAGUGGCCUAACCUUUGUGCGGCAUAAUAUUUACACCAUCGAGGAACUUACCGAGGAUUCAGCUCUGUCGAUUUCCAGAGCUAAACGCUCGAAAUCUAGUGAGGAAGAACUGAUGGCAAGAUUGGAAAAAAUUAAACAAAUCACUACCGCAGCUCGGACUGUUCAGCGACCGGUAAGCCGAAGAAGUACCGAUAUUAGGCCUCCUACUGUCCCCGUGCCAGCUCGGUUGAUCUACCAGGAAGAAAUAUCGGCAAAAUUUGAAUUAAUGAACCGUUUCUUGAAGGAUCAACAAGAGGUCAAACAGGAUCCUAUUCCUAUCAGCAGCGACGAAUCCGUUAGACAGCGCUACCUAAGCUCGAGAAGCGCUUCCGAGAAAAAUCGAGUAAUUGGCAGUUUGUGCUGUAGUUGUAUAUCAAGACAAUAA
This is a messenger RNA of Sabethes cyaneus, 618 nucleotides long. RefSeq lists its product as uncharacterized. Lineage: Eukaryota; Metazoa; Arthropoda; Insecta; Diptera; Culicidae. The coding region runs from base 1 to 618 and encodes 205 amino acids. The transcript has 2 exons. The record is from RefSeq and is a predicted model, not a curated record.